AUGAAAGAUUUAGUAGUUAUUACAGGAUGUUCCUCUGGGAUUGGACAUGCGAUUGCAAUUGAAUUUGCUAAAAAAGGUUAUCAAGUUAUUGCUGGUGCAAGAAGGUUGGAUGCGAUGAAAGACUUGACCUCCUAUGAGAUUGAAAUAGUCAAAUUGGAUGUUACCAGCAUUGAUGAUGUUCUUUCGUUGAAGAAAUUGAUUGAGACUAAAUACGACGGGAAGAUAAAGUAUUUAUACAACAAUGCAGGUCAACCAUGUCAGCUCCCUGCAGCUGAAGUUGGAGACGAGGAUGUUGCAAAAUGCUUUGAAGUCAAUGUUUAUGGAUGUAUAAGGGUUACCAGAGAGUUGAUGGAUUUUGUUAUCAAGACCAAAGGUACAAUAGGAUACACCGGAAGUGUUGCGGCACUUGCUCCUAUUCCAUUUCUUUCAGUUUAUUCUGCUAGUAAAGCCGCUAUUCACGCAUACGCCGAUACUUUAGCUUUUGAAUUAGAACCUUUUGGUGUCAAGGUUAUCAAUGUUGUUACUGGAGGGGUCAAGACUGGAAUUUCAGAUGAUAGACCACUCGCUCCAAAUACCAGAUAUCAAGGCGAAGGAUUCAAAGAAAUAUUGGACAAGAGAGAGGAAAUGAAAAAUACCGAUUCAAUGUCACCAAAAGACUAUGGAUUGAGUGUAAUUCGUGACUUCGAAAACUCAAAAUUGGGUACCGUUCAUUACUAUAGAGGCACAAGUGCUGGAGCAGUUAAGUUUGUUGCACGUCUUCCCAGGUUUUUAUUGAAAAAGAUUUUACAUGGAUUGUUCGGUACUGGUAAAUUAUGGAGCACUCUCGAGAACAUGUACUCCGAGGCUUGA
Messenger RNA from Yamadazyma jaroonii, 849 nucleotides. Lineage: Eukaryota; Fungi; Ascomycota; Pichiomycetes; Serinales; Debaryomycetaceae. The record is from the annotation of a GenBank genome assembly.